This is a messenger RNA of Onychomys torridus (southern grasshopper mouse), 1953 nucleotides long. RefSeq names its product collagen alpha-1(I) chain-like. The record is from RefSeq and is a predicted model, not a curated record. The transcript has 4 exons. Bases 1 to 1110 code for a protein of 369 amino acids. Lineage: Eukaryota; Metazoa; Chordata; Mammalia; Rodentia; Cricetidae.
AUGAAGGACGUGAACUUUCCCCAGGCGCCGAUCUUUAGCCUUGCCCACAAGUCCAGACCAAGUUCCCCCUCUCCCACAAUCCGAAGGAUUACUCAGUCCACCAAGACUCGCAGACGCCCUCCAACUCCCCAACAAACAAACAAAAAGCCAGCUCCGACCCGGGCGGGCGUGGGCUCGGCGGCGUCUGCGGCGGCCGCCCCGGCCGCGGGUGACUCCGGCCGCCCGUGGCAGCCUGCCCUGCGCCCCGGCCCGCGCCCCCGAGAAGGCGGCUGUUUUCCUUGGCCCGCGGCGGGGCUGGGUGGGGAGGCGUGCGGCCGCGGCUGGGACGCGGCGCCGCUCCCGCUCCAGCUCCCGGGCAUGCUUUGGGAGAGCCGCGGCCCCGGCGCCGCCCCUCCUCCGCGGCCCGCCGGACCCCGGCGCCCGCCGCCCGCCUUUGUGCCCCGGCCUCGUUCGCUGCGCACACGCGGGCGCGGCCUCCGCGGGCCCGCGCCUCAGCCCCAGGCGCUGAGAAAGACGGCCACGCCACGGAGGACGCGGGCUAGAGGUCCGCUCUCAGGCUCAGCCGCGACCUGCCCCGGCCGGCCCCGGGCUCUCGGCGCCGCGGGAGGGCGUGGGGCGGGGAGGCGGCCGCCGGACUCUCCCCUCGCCUGGCCGGGCCGGCCGGGGCCCCCCGCUCCCGCGAUCGCCGAACGCGAGACUGUCCGGGCCAGCGGGCGCGCGAGCUGCUUCCCGGGGGCGGACUGCUCGCGCCUUCCUUCUGGAUCCACCUCCUCCCACCCCACCUCCUUCCCCUCCCCUCCCGGGGGACGCUCGGGGGCGAGGAGUUUUCGGUCUGCAGUCACCCGGCCCGGGAAGCCAAGCUGGAGGAGGAAGACGGGCCAGGACAGGGGUGGUGCUCGCCAGGCCCCCCGAAACCUGGACACCCGCGAGCCCUCUAGUCCCCGCACCCCCGAAGGCGGCCGCUUCCAGAGCGCCGCUCCAGCUGGCACAGCCCUGCAGCUGUCUGCAGGACCGAGGGUCCCGGGCCGCGGGGACAGGUCUUGGGGGACGGCGGCCCCUUUUCUGCAGCGGGUGGGGCUAGAGGCUACGGGAUGUGGGGCUUCCAGAUAAGGGAGUGUCCCCGUCCGCCCCACUGCAAGAGCGGCAGAGCGAUUAGGCGCGGCUAGCGGAACCGAGCGGCGGCUGUGCUAUCCCCCACACUCCCAUCACCGCGGGCCAGCCGCCUGCACGGCGGCCGCUGCUGCACACCCCACUCCCGGGCCUGCACUCAGACCCCAACGGCUAGCUCCGCCCUGUUGCGCCUCACAACAUCUCCCGCUGCAAACCGCCCAAUCCGGAGACGCUGCGAGAGAAUGCGAGCCAAUCAGAGGCUACCGGCUCAGGCCCUCUGCCCCGCCCCCCAGCCUCCCCUUCCCACCCCCACCCCUUCUCGGGAGGUGGCUCACCGGCUCUGAUCCUUACAGGAGCAUCUAGCUGCGGCGGCGGCGCUUGGCACCUUGUCACCGUCGUCCUCUCCUCCUCUUAUGCACACCCCUCCUCCUCCCGGUCUCUGUCCUCCUGCUGAUACUGUUGAGGGUUAUUUUGAUCCUCACUUCGGCAGAGGACUGCCAGCUUUUGUGUCUGAUCAACUGUCACCACCAUCCUGAGAGAACAGAACAAAAACAAGACACUGUGGGACGUGUGUUACCUUUUUCUUCUUGGCUACAAUUAUCUUCUGAAGACUCCUCCCCGUUCCACACCCACCGCCUAGGGUCCUGUUUCUUUUCCAGGUUUAAAGCACUCUGGAGCUGGUGGAGAUCCUGAACCUUAGGUUAUAGCCCCUUACAACGAAAGAAUUUACAACCAAACCCUCACACUUAGAGGAGGGAAAUUAACUAGAUAAUUUUCAGUAGCCAUGAGAUAUGCAAGGUCUGACCGUCCGUAACCAAAAUAGUUAGCCAAUAGCCAAGGAUG